CAUACAAUAGAAUAGAGGUUAGAUGGAGUGUGUUCUCCACAGGUUAAGGAACACACACAUACCAUCCUUGUCUUCCAUCUUCUCCUUCUACUUGGACAAUGGAAUCCGUUUUAAGCUUCAACAAGAUGAUAAUGAAGCCACUGGCACCGAAGGGGUUUGCUGAGAGCAACAUAGCAGCAAGGAAGAAGAGUCGCAUGGCGGUGGUUGUGAAAGCAGAGGGUGCGGGUGUUGGUGUUGGAAUCAACCCUGAUAUCAGGAAGACUGAGGAGAAGGUUGUGGACUCUGUUGUCGUCUCUGAACUCUCUAAACCCCUCACUCCCUAUUGCAGAUGUUGGAGAUCAGGAACUUUUCCUCUGUGUGACGGAAGCCAUGUAAAGCAUAACAAGGCCACUGGGGAUAACGUUGGACCUCUGCUUCUGAAAAAGUAGAGAAUCUUAGUAUUUGCUUUGAUUUCAGCUUGGUCAUUACCACUUAACAUAAAAAUAAAACUGCUUUUUGUGUGUAUCAGACUUGACUUUUCAAUGCAGCAAAUAAAAGGUGGCUUCCCUAUUAGUUAAUUAGUUUGUCCAAUAUUGACAUAUUAGUCUUAGCUGCAUUUAAUAGUAUAAAAUCCUAUUUUGGAAUUGGAUGAUGCAUUUGCUGCAAGUUGUAGAGCAUUGUCCAUGAUUUUGCUUUGGACUCCAAAAGCUAAAACAUAACGUCGACAGCAGGGUUCGAACCUGCGCGGGCGGAGCCCAACAGAUUUCAAGUCUGUCUCCUUAACCACUCGGACAUAUCGACUACUGACAUUUUGUUUCCUUGAAUAACAUUUUUAUUAGCUUAAAGUGGCCCAUUUUUUUUUUUGGGUAUACCAUUUUGUGUUA
Arachis stenosperma is the source of this 863-nucleotide messenger RNA. RefSeq names its product CDGSH iron-sulfur domain-containing protein NEET. Gene Ontology annotation, biological process: regulation of autophagy. The record is from RefSeq and is a predicted model, not a curated record. Bases 99 to 428 code for a protein of 109 amino acids. NCBI's taxonomy places the organism in Eukaryota, Viridiplantae, Streptophyta, Magnoliopsida, Fabales, Fabaceae. Gene Ontology annotation, molecular function: 2 iron, 2 sulfur cluster binding. Gene Ontology annotation, cellular component: mitochondrial outer membrane; intracellular membrane-bounded organelle. The transcript has 2 exons.